GGGUUCCGUUGAAAACGCUCUAACCAUUAAAGCACCACCCAGUCUAUAAAUCAUUGGUUAGUUCUAAGUCCCGCCACAGUCUUUGAUUGGCUGUUAGAGGUUAUGUUGUUUUCCGGGGGGCGUGGAAUCCCAAAUUAUCAUCAUAUGAAUGUCGAGUUUCCUACAAAGGAUGCAAAGGACUUUUAAAGUGUCCCCUAGAUAGUGAACUAGGGUAGUGGAUAAGAAAUUAUUUGGAAUUCGAAACGCAGUUCAGGAAGUAAUUAAAAUUACAUUGAAGGAUUUAAUACAGUUCAGGUAUAUGUGUUUACAGUAGCAUGCUGCUAUGAAAUGUUUAUUUGCAAUGCUUUUGCAAUGCAUCUAGUUUUUUUUCCAAGAAGAAGAAGAUUGUUAUAUGGAUACAUCCAGAGGGAAAUGCACAACAGUGGAAUCAUGAACUCAUGGUCUGUUGUUGCACUUUUGCUGUGUUUUGGAUGCGAACAAUGCGCUUAUGGAAAUCCUGCUAAGCUCCUGCAGCUCACUGCUGAGGGCUUUAAAGAGCACGUGCACACCGGAAACACGUGUCUCGUUUACUUUGGUAAAUACGCCGAUCCACUUGUUCAGAAGUUCGUAGAGCAGUUGGAGAUGUCCGCUGUGGCUUUGGAGGACUACGGAAUAUCGGUGGUGUUGGUGAACUGCUCUGAAGAAAAUGUCGUCCAUUACUGCACAGAGAAAGAAGUGAUGCGGAAAGCCUAUUUAUUCAGAGGUGCUGAUGUCUUGAGAAGUUUUGAGAUGGACACCAUUUUUGACGUCAACGCCAUUGUGUCCCACAUGCUAUUCACGCUGCUGUUCAAUGAGGUCCGUUACAUUCACACCCCGGCCGAGCUGGUCGGCGUCGAAAGACUGGCGAAGGGAAAGACGGAUCUCGUCAUGGGUCACGUACCUGCGCUUGGGCUUCCAGAGCACCGGGCGUUAAUGGAGGCGGCGUUUGUUUACGGAGGGAAGUAUCAGUUUGUGCAGACUACCGGAGCUCCUCUGCUCAAACAUAUGGGGGUUGCUGAUGCGUCCCCCGCCCAGGCGCGUCUCUGGUUCCUCCACUGCAACGGCGUGUCUCGUCCGUCUGAACCGUGUCCACACACACUCAUGAAAAAGCCACUGAGCACAAUUAACAUACACACCUUUCUUCAGCUGAUGGAGGCACCAGUCCUGGUCGAGGCAGAAGUGGAUCCCGAUGAAGUGGAUGUGAUCUACAAUCAUCUCAACGCACCUGUGCUGUUCUUGUUCGCUCGGACCGAGACGCUGCACAUGGAUCGGAGCACUGCUGAGACUUUGGCCUGGAGGUUUCGAGGGGAACUCGGCCUCGUUCUAAUUCACAGGGACAGUCCCAGAGUAAAAACUCCACCCAGCUAUAACACAGCAUACCGUCUUCCACACAAGGAAGUGAAGUAUUUCACCUUGAAGAACAUCGAAGAAGUUGUUAGCCUUAUUCGAGGACACCCAUUUCAAGAAGAUGAGGAGGAAGAGGAGGAUGAAGAUCAGUGGACUUCUUUAGAUGUUUUGGAUGAUGAGGUUGCGGAGUCGGUGUAUAGAGACCGUGGCGUAAUGCUGGACACCGAGUCGGUUUUGGAGCUCACAGCCAACACAUUCAGCACCGCAGUAACCCAGAACGGCCUCACGGUGGUGCUCUUUUAUGUCAAAUGGGAUACCGUGUCCAUGGCUUUUCUGCAGCAGUACGUCGAGGUUGCUGAUGCACUUGAAGAUGUGAGUGAUAUCACCCUGGCUUCAGUAGACUGCGGCGAGUGGACAUGUGUGUGCCAUGAUCAGAAUGUCUCCUCUUUCCCCUUGGUCCUACUGUUCCGUCUGGGUGUGGACACUCAGUCUUACAGAGGCAUGCUGGGAACUGAAAGUCUGUAUAGAUUCAUCUUGCUGAGUCAUUUGUCCAUCCCUUUCUCUCUGUCGUCCUCGGAUGAAGUCUUGUCAUUCCUGGAAGGAGAUCUGUAUAGCAGACACUCUUCUCUCUCACCCGUCCGAGUGCUCGGCCUUUUUACACCUGAAGAUCCGGAUGUGGCCAUGUUUGAAGAAGCAGCGAAAUUUCUAAGAGGAGAAAUGAUCCUGGGGCUGUUUAAGCACAAGGAGGCAGAAAGAUGGGUUCAUGAGCACUCUGUGAUGCUACCGGCUGUCCUGGUGUCUCAUGGCCCGGAAGUCCCGAGAAAAUCACAUUCCCUUCAUUUGUCCACAUUACAGGAGAUAAUCUCAGACAUCAGGAGAGCCACACUGGAUACAUUUCAUUUUCUGGAGGGUUGUCCUGUUCUUUGUAUUGUCUCAGUAGUGCCCCCUGCCAUCUUGCUGAUGCCUGAACUAACAGUGGAGAACCUGCCAUGGUACCUGGAGCUCAAGAAGCCUUUGCUGAUCAUGUUUGUCGGUGGAGAAGAAAGUCCAGAGAAUUUGCGAUCUCUCGAGGAGAUGAGAAAAGCCGAAAGAACGGGACGGCUGGGCUCCUGGCUGCCAUGCUGGAUCCAUCUGGGUCGAACACCUGCAGGAAGGACCGUCCUUGAGACUUAUCUUAGCUACAUUCCUCCACUUCCUGCUCUGGUGCUCUCACAGCUUAGCUCAGUUGGGCACGUGUAUCACUUCCCCACAGAGCGCCCUCUGCUGUCUGAUAACAUCAUACAGUGGCUUCAGCAGAUAGACAACAACCAGGAGCAGCCUGCAGGUGUGAUUCCAGACCAAUCAUGGCGUCCCCCUGUGCCUUUUUACGACUUUCUGGCAGUUAUGGACGAAGAAGUGCCGGGUUAUGCGGCUCAGCAGCGGCCUAAAGAGAAACCCGUGGGCAGGAAGGAGGUGGAUGACGAGCAGAAAAGGCGCGCUGGAAAAGAAAUGACUUUCAAACCUCAAACGACUUCUUAUCACACUGAACUGUAAACUUUCAUACUUUCAAAUCAGCCGACUUACAAUUAUUUCCUCGUUUCGGUUCCCUCAUAGGUCAAAUCAAUUUCUCUUUCUCUUUUCAGAUUUCAUAUAUAUAUAUAUAUAUAUAUAUAUAUAUAUAUA
Molecule: messenger RNA, 3027 nt
Organism: Silurus meridionalis
Lineage: Eukaryota; Metazoa; Chordata; Actinopteri; Siluriformes; Siluridae
Gene: txndc16
Product: thioredoxin domain containing 16
Exons: 20
Coding region: 328-2898 (856 amino acids)
Source: RefSeq, a predicted model, not a curated record